CCCUAGACCCAUCGAAGGACCCUUGCCUGAAGGUGAAAUGCAGCCCUCACAAAGUGUGUGUGACCCAGGACUACCAGACAGCCCUAUGUGUCAGCCACAAGCACCUGCUGCCCAGGCAAAAGAAGGGCAAUGUGGCUCACAAACACUGGGCUGGACCUUCAAAUCUGGUUAAGUGCAAGCCCUGCCCCGUGGCACAGUCAGCGAUGGUCUGCGGAUCUGAUGGCCACACGUACACGUCCAAGUGCAAACUGGAAUUCCAUGCUUGUUCCACAGGCAAAAGCCUCAGCUCCCUCUGCGAUGGGCCCUGUCCGUGUCUGCCUGAGCCUGAGCCACCGAAACCCAAGGCAGAAAAGAGUGCCUGCACAGACAAGGAGCUGAGGAACCUUGCUUCCCGGCUGAAAGACUGGUUCGGGGCUCUUCAUGAGGAUGCCAACAGAGUCAUCAAGCCUACCAGCUCUGACACAGCCCAAGGAAGGUUUGACACCAGCAUCCUGCCCAUUUGCAAGGACUCCCUGGGCUGGAUGUUCAACAAGUUGGACAUGAACUAUGACCUCUUGCUGGACCACUCGGAGAUCAACGCCAUCUACCUAGACAAAUAUGAGCCCUGCAUCAAGCCUCUCUUCAACUCCUGUGACUCCUUCAAGGACGGCAAACUCUCCAACAACGAGUGGUGCUACUGCUUCCAGAAGCCAGGAGGUCUCCCCUGCCAGAACGAAAUGAACAGAAUUCAGAAGCUGAGCAAGGGGAAGAGCCUGUUGGGAGCAUUCAUACCUCGGUGUAAUGAGGAAGGUUACUACAAAGCCACGCAGUGUCACGGCAGCACGGGGCAGUGUUGGUGUGUGGAUAAAUAUGGGAAUGAGCUGGCUGGCUCCAGGAAACAGGGCGCUGUGAGCUGUGAAGAAGAGCAGGAAACCUCCGGCGACUUCGGCAGCGGUGGCUCCGUGGUCCUGCUGGAUGACCUAGAGGACGAGCGAGAGCUGGGACCAAAGGACCAGGAGGGGAAGCUAAGGGUGCACACCCGGGCAGUGAGGGAAGACGACGAGGAUGAAGAUGACGACAAAGAUGACGAGGUUGGGUACAUAUGGUAGUGCCCACAAGGAGGAGGACUCACUUUGGGCCCAGAUUUG
This is a messenger RNA of Cricetulus griseus (Chinese hamster), 1127 nucleotides long. NCBI's taxonomy places the organism in Eukaryota, Metazoa, Chordata, Mammalia, Rodentia, Cricetidae. The record is from RefSeq and is a predicted model, not a curated record.